AUGAUAGCAAAAUCCAUUUUACAAACACUCACACGAUUGCAUUCUCUCUCCACUGUCGAGAAUUUACUUUACAUUCUCAACAUUUCAUUCCUUGCAACUCAUGAACUGGAUGCAGUUGACAAGAAAGAAUGGAGAUUACUAUUUCUAUUGAAAGAUAUGCAAGAAAAUGAUGCCAAAAACUGGUUUAUUGGACUACACCUUCCAUUGAUGGGAUUAUUAUUACUCCUAACCAAUCGUUUCACUGACAAGAGCCUCCUCACUUCCAAUUUUAAUCAAUUACCAAGAAUGAACUCAACUCAAAUCCUCAAUAAUUCUCAACAAUUCCAAAGAUCAUUCAAAAUGUACAGACCACUCAUUGGACGUUCCUUAUUAUCCACAUUCUUAAUUGGCCAUUCCUUCGUUCACUACACCUUCACAAACGAUCCAAAGAAUGAAUUUCACUCCACUCUCUCAAAAAGUUAUAUUUAUGGUGGAGGUGUUUGUGGAGUUUUGCAUUUGGUGAGUGUUGGAGCUUUGUUGGUGAGAAAGAGAUGGCAUGUUUGAUUCAUCAAUAUUGAUGUGGGAAUUGUUUAAAUAGUUAAUUAGUUAUGAUAAUAAAGAACAUUUGGUGAAUGGAAUGUGGACGAAUUCGUAUUAUCAUAUGAUUAAGGUUUAAAUGUAAUUGAAGCUAUGUGCUGUUGGUGUUCAAUUUUCAAAGCCAUUGAAAGCUGAGAAUGGUAUCUGUAUCUUGUGUUAUCUAGAUGAUGAUCUUCUCUUUAGAAUUGUUUAAUCUUGCCUUUCUAAUAGUAUCGAAAGUUAUCUUCACAACAGCUACUAUUAUCCACACUCUUUAGCCAUCAUCACUGUCUCUUGUACGAGGAGUUU
Messenger RNA from Naegleria gruberi, 864 nucleotides. RefSeq lists its product as uncharacterized. Lineage: Eukaryota; Heterolobosea; Eutetramitea; Acrasida; Naegleriidae. The transcript has a single exon. Bases 1 to 543 code for a protein of 180 amino acids. The record is from RefSeq and is a predicted model, not a curated record.